Molecule: messenger RNA, 1296 nt
Organism: Daldinia childiae
Lineage: Eukaryota; Fungi; Ascomycota; Sordariomycetes; Xylariales; Hypoxylaceae
Product: Dol-P-Man:Man(5)GlcNAc(2)-PP-Dol alpha-1,3-mannosyltransferase
Exons: 3
Coding region: 1-1296 (431 amino acids)
Cellular component (GO): endoplasmic reticulum
Molecular function (GO): dol-P-Man:Man(5)GlcNAc(2)-PP-Dol alpha-1,3-mannosyltransferase activity
Source: RefSeq, a predicted model, not a curated record
AUGGCGACUAAAGACCCCGGCUUGGUCUCGCAGGCAGUGCGCCUGGCCUUCGAUGUCGCCAAUGGCCGUAGCAUCCUAUCGAAAUUCAUCCCACCAUGUCUGUUCCUCGUCGACGCGGUGCUUUGCGCGCUGAUCAUAUGGAAAAUCCCCUAUACCGAGAUCGACUGGACGACGUAUAUGGAACACAUCAAGCUGUAUGUGUCCGGCGAACACGACUAUACUGCUCUUACGGGAGCUACGGGGCCCCUUGUCUACCCGGCAGCUCAUGUCUACACGUAUACUGCGCUGUACUACCUGACGAAUGAGGGCAAGGAUAUCUUUCUUGCGCAGCAGAUAUUCGCAGUAUUGUACAUGGCAACGCUGGCGCUGGUUAUGGCUUGUUAUUGGAAGGCAAAAGUUCCACCCUAUGUUUUCCCCUUAUUAGUUCUCUCGAAACGACUUCAUAGCGUCUUUGUUUUGCGCUGCUUCAAUGACUGCUUCGCUGCAUUUUUCCUCUGGCUCGCCAUAUUCCUUCUCCAACGACGAGCAUGGACUGCCGGUAGUAUCGUAUAUUCGUGGGGUCUGGGUAUCAAAAUGUCGUUACUUCUCGUGCUUCCGGCCGUUGGGAUAGUUCUGUUCCUAGGACGGGGGUUUUCGGGUAGUCUGAAAUGUGCCGCGAUUAUGGCUCAGAUGCAGAUUGUCAUCGCGACCCCGUUUCUGCAGGCAAACGCAUGGGGUUAUGCGAGCAAGGCCUUCGAGUUAACCAGGCAAUUUUUCUUCAAGUGGACUGUUAACUGGCGUUUCGUGGGGGAAGAGAUAUUUCUCAGCCGACCGUUCUCAUUGGUGCUUCUGGGUAUGCACGCCGUGGUUAUAGCGGUUUUUAUUGUCGGUAAGUGGUUGAAGCCAGCUGGUAAGCCUCUAUCGGCAAUAAUCAUGCCACUCUUGCAGUUCAGCUCGCCCUUCAGUCCCCGAGAGGAGCCCCUAGUAGCUUCACGGGUGACCCCCAACUAUGUGAUGACGACCAUUCUUUCGGCAAACGUCAUCGGGCUUCUCUUCGCGCGUACUUUACACUACCAGUUCUACUCAUAUCUCGCAUGGUCCACUCCGUACCUCCUCUGGCGAAGCGGAGUCCACCCUAUCGUCCAAUAUGGGCUUUGGGCACUCCAAGAGUGGGCAUGGAACGUCUUUCCAAGUACCCCCAUUAGCUCGGGUGUCGUGGUUGGUGUCCUAGCUAUAACUGUCGCUUUGAUAGCUUUCCGGAAGGACGAAGAUGCAGCGCGGAUAUCUGAUUUUUCACAAGAACGCAAAAACGCUUGA